GGCGGCGGCAGCGGGGCGGGCGGGCGGAAGGCGGAAGUGGCGCCCCCGGGGGGGGCGGCGGGAGGCGGAGACCCCCCCCCCCCGCACCGGCACGGGAGAAGAGGCAGAAAUGACGGCGGUCACGUAGGGCCCGCGGGGCCGGCGUGGUCGUGGCCGCAGGGAUGGAGCCGCGGGAGCGCGAAGCGGAGGAGGAGCGGGGCGGCUCUCCCUGCCGCUGUCGGGAGCCGCCGGGUGCCCCGCGGUGCCCCGGCCCGUGCCUCGGCGCUGGGCGCCCCUGGGCUCCCGGCAGCCCGGCGCCGAACAGCCGCCGGUUCGUCCCGGAGAGCUUCGCUUCUGGGAGCCGCGAACGCCCCUGCCCAAACGAGCACGGCCCGGGGCGGCUCCCCGGGGCUGUGAGCGGCCGGGAGCCGGCGGGGCCCAGCGCGGCGGCCGAGCUCGAGCCCCCUGCGGAUGGGCCGCCGGGCGAGGAGCCAGGGAAGGGCCGAGAGAGGGACCGCGCCGCUCCGUGGGGCUCCGGCGGCGGGUGGGCAGCCUGCGCCGCGGAGGACAGCGCUGCCUGGAACGGGAGCUGCGACCGGGAGCGGGCGUUAACGCUCGAGGACGACGACUUGCCCUUCGUGGGCUCCGACGUAGCCGGCUCCGGCCCCGAGCGCUCCUGCCGCUGCCAAGGAGAGCGGUCGGUGCCGCCGAGCCCUUCCGCUGAGCAGAGGGACGGAUCCUGCAGCGUCACCUGCCACCACUGGGCUGCCGAGCCCCUGCCCCGAGGCCAGGAAGAGGGCGAGGAGGACGGCGCCGGCGAAGAGCUGUUUGGGCCCGGCAGAGCGCUGGGGAGCCGGAGGACCAGGAAGCGCCAGAGGCACCGCUCUGCCCCCAGGGAGGAAGGCAGGGAGCCCGGGAAGCGCGAGGGCAGGUCGGGGCUGGGCGGCAGGAGGCACAGGCCGGCUCGGAAGAGGAGUCAGGCGGAGGGGCCGCGGGACGGCGCGGCCGAGGCGGUCUGGCCGGGGGAGUUGCUGGCCCAGCUCUGCCUGGCUCGUUUCAAGGCGCUGCUCGAGGCGGCGCUGACCCAUGUGCGCAGGGUGUGCGUGGAGGCCGGCGGCCGGCUGCUGUGCUCCUGCUGCCGGCUCGGCGCCCGUGACCUGGGCUCGGCCCAGGCCAGCGUGAGGACCUGGGGCCAGCGGGUGGGCCAGCAGGCCCGGAGCGGCUCGCUGAAGGCGGGCCGGUGGCUCCGUGCCUGGGCAGAGCUCUUCCUCCGCCUGCUCUGGAUGCUCUGUGCCCUGCUCUUCCUCGUCGUCAUGCUGCUCCUGGGCAGCCUCCGGCUGUGCGGGCGCGUGUGCGUGGCCGCGCUGCUCGCUGGUGCGGGCAGGCUGGGCAGGACCGGCCGCGUGGCCCAACUCCUCGCGCUCCUGGACCUGUCCGUCUUCCUCCGGACGUGGAGCCUCUUCAAGGAGACCAGGACUUGCCAGUACCUCUGGGACUGGCUACAGAAGUGGCGAGCUCCCACCUGGGCGCCCGGAGGGUUGAGGACAGACGGGCUGGGGGACGCUGCACCCGGCCCGGACGGAGGCUCCCCCAGCGCCAGCUCGAGGGAGGAGGUGGCCCGGCUACUGGCCAUGGCGGAGGUGCCCGAGGAGGAGCUGAACCCCUUCCAGGUGCUGGGCUUGGAGGCGACGGCGUCCGACGCGGAGCUGAAGAAGGCCUAUCGCCGGCUGGCGAUGCUGGUUCACCCAGACAAGAAUGAACACCCGAGAGCAGAGGAGGCCUUCAAGGUCCUGCGAGCAGCCUGGGAUAUUGUCAGCAACCCGGAGAAGCGGAAAGAGUAUGAGAUCAAGCGGAUGGCAGAGAGCGAGCUGACGAGGUCCAUGAGCGAAUUCCUCACCAGGCUGCAGGACGACCUGAAGGAGGCCAUGAACACCAUGAUGUGCAGCAAGUGCCAGGGGAAGCACAAGAGGUUUGAGAUGGACCGUGACCCGCUCCAUGCCCGCUACUGUGCUGAAUGCAGCAAGCUGCAUCCCGCGGAGGAGGGCGACUUCUGGGCUGAGUCCAGCAUGCUGGGGCUGAAGAUCACCUACUUCGCGAUGAUGGAUGGGAAGAUCUACGACAUCACGGAGUGGGCCGGCUGCCAGCGGGUUGGCAUCUCUCCGGACACCCAUCGCGUGCCGUAUCACAUAUCGUUUGGGUCGAGGAGCGCCGGGCCGAGUGGACGUCAGAGGACCACCCCCAAAGGCAGCCCCACCUCUGCUGCAGACCUGCAAGACUUCUUCAAUCGCAUGUUUCAGGGGACCUCAGGACAGAUGCCUGGGGGGACCUUCUCCCCCCCGCCGCCACCCGCGGCGCCGUCGGGGGCAGCCGCCUCCGCGGGGGCGCCCCCGAAGACGGACGGCGCGGCCCCGAAGGGGGACGCGAAGCACAAGAGGCGGAAGAAGGUGCGUCGGCCUUUCCAGCGCUGAACGAGCUGCUGGAGGAGCCAAGGGGUGCCAGGGACCAGCCUGGCUUGAGGCUGGGAGCGCUGGGAAGAAGCAGAAGCCCUUGGCUUGGUGCUUGUCGGCUGUCUGGGCGCUCUCUGGGCCGGGGGAGAUUGUGCUCUGUUGGGCACUAAAAGGGCUCUUUCAAAUAAAAAAGAAUCUAUUUUUUUUUUUUAA
This is a messenger RNA of Rhea pennata, 2639 nucleotides long. RefSeq names its product DnaJ heat shock protein family (Hsp40) member C14 (gene DNAJC14). Bases 162 to 2447 code for a protein of 761 amino acids. NCBI's taxonomy places the organism in Eukaryota, Metazoa, Chordata, Aves, Rheiformes, Rheidae. The record is from RefSeq and is a predicted model, not a curated record. The transcript has 7 exons. Gene Ontology annotation, molecular function: dopamine receptor binding.